Messenger RNA from Kwoniella botswanensis, 4974 nucleotides. RefSeq lists its product as uncharacterized. The coding region runs from base 1 to 4974 and encodes 1657 amino acids. The record is from RefSeq and is a predicted model, not a curated record. Gene Ontology annotation, molecular function: guanyl-nucleotide exchange factor activity. The transcript has 6 exons. NCBI's taxonomy places the organism in Eukaryota, Fungi, Basidiomycota, Tremellomycetes, Tremellales, Cryptococcaceae.
AUGUCGUUCAAAACUCCCGAGGGUCAAUCUUCCUUUGAUUUUGGUGAUCAUAACAUCAACACCUCACCUUGGAAGGGACUGCGUAGAGCAUUAUCAUUGGGAUCUAACGCGAGUAGCAGGAAUAGCAUCGGAAGUAAAAGAUCAACCAUCAGGUCGUCAAGACAAUUAAAGGGCGCAACGACCUCUUCGUCCAUCACUACCGCCACUAGUCAUAUGCUUACGAGUAGUAGUAAAGGGGAUCAUCAACGAUUGCAAUUAUCGGACAAGGUUAUAUCCGAAAUAACAGGAAUUUUUGAACCACUCGAUGAUGUUGAUGUUUCAAAUGAGGUUGAUAUCGAAGAGGAAUGGCACAAUAACAUGGUAGUUUGGAAAGAGGGUGAAAGUGAUUCUCUCAAUAGCCAGGGUAACAACAGCAAGAGUAAAAGUAACAGCAGUAGUAGCUAUAGGGAAGAUAUCCCUAGUGGACCAAGCUCACCUUGUGACACGGAUCGUUUCUCAUUCACCUUCACAAACUCAUCAUUCCCUUUCCCAAACCCACCUAACAGGGAGGAACCACCCCAUCUCGACUCUUCACCAACCGACCCUGGUUUCUCCUUUCACUCAACCAAUAAUACUCUUACAAACCCACAAGCACACAACACUUCUUCAGAUGAAAAGGAGGACGAGGAUGGUAGGAUAACCCCUAUAUCGAUUGUCUCAACUUCAUCUCAACCUGCUUACUGUCCUCCCUCACCUGCUUUGACACCUUCACCUCAUCCCUCUUUCUCAAAUUCUCCUAUCCUUACCACUCCCGGUGUACAAUCUUCCCUUGCACCCGAUUCCUUGACAUUAGGUAAACCAGAGCAGGAGCAAGACAAGAGUGAAACCGAUAUACACACGCCCAAGGUUGAUCAACACACAGAAAGGCAAAUUGGAAUUGUAUCCUCAUCCUCUGACUCCCCGCUCACGCCGUUGAUACCGAGGAACAUCACCCCUCUUUCAAGCUCCACUCCUCCACUGUCUUUCCCAUCACGACUAGUUACAACGUCAACAACUGUACCCACCUCUACAACUGAUGAUAACAACAAUAACGAUAACGCGAAUCAGUUUGAUACACUAUUGGAAAGAACAAUAAGCGAAAACAACGAUCUGACAUUACAACCUCCUAUUGUCCUCUCAACGCACAACGACAAAAUUUCAGACGGCAAGGACGAGGACUACGAUUCAAUGCCGUUUGGUGAGCAUCAGCUACAAGGUAGGGAAAGGGAAUGGGCAUCCUACGAUAAUCAAGACUCACUUGACCCUCACCCUUCACAAUCGGUAUCCUCCAAGACUAUACCGUACCAACAUCACAAGGCUCAACCUUCUGUUCCUUACUCAACACGGACCAUCUCUAACACCAUUUCGGGUGGGCAUAAUCCCCGUUACAGUGGAGUUGACCCGCUCGAUACUCUAUCGCCACCUCCAUCCUACGGUAAUUUCUCCAACUCAUCCAGCAGUUCAAGGAGGAACUCGAAAUAUACCGCAUUCUCCGGAUCGAGCGGAAGUUCAAUCUAUUCCUAUUCUACCACAGAUUCUUCAUCUUACCGAGGUCACAAUCAACAGCAGCAUUGGCAAUUCGGCGGGCAACCUGAUAUAUCUACUGUAUUCGAAGAAGAAAACAGUGUUGAUUUUGGUGAACAACCUCAACUCGAUCAAGAUCAAGCCAAGAAGAACCAGUACGAGUUUGGCAUCAAGAAUACUGAACCGAAUCAUCAACGAUUUCAAACUUUGAACAGCCAGUCUUCAUCAAAUACAUUAGUGAAUCGACCACCUACCAAAGGAUAUUUCUCAAGAGAAAGAUCCGGUACUAUCAAUUCACAGUCUGGAACUAUCACAUCCAAUCAUUCAGGUAAAUCGACAAAUAGUAGAGGUGCACCUCAUCCAUUCGCCAACGCCGUUGUGCGACCAACUUCACCGAUUAUACCUACUAGUAAAUCCCAUAAUAACUUCUUAUCGCCUCAACAUCCAAAGCGAUCAGAAUCACUUCAGUAUCCGUCACUAAGUAGCUCGAGAUCAUCACCCAACCUAACUGAACAAUAUAAGAUGUCUCAACCUACCCAUCAACUUGCUCUGGUCUCGACGGAGGAUGAUAAAGAUGAUGAAGAGACUUGUCCUGUCUGUGUAGAAAGCCUAAGCUUCACAUAUCGAUUACCAGGUGAAAAACCUCAUAUCGUACCCGAGUGUGGACAUGCGUUACAUGAGGAAUGUUUUGUCACUGUCUAUGGGGAUGUUCCUCCCGAAGGAUCACAAAAGAUUCUUGGAGUUUGCGGUGUUUGUAGACAACCCAUGAAGAUGGCUGAUGGAGUCACUAAGCGAGAUAAACUCGCUGUAUUGAUGGGUCAACCUGGUCAAAACGGCACUCGAAAACCCUCCCAGUCCGCUCAAUCAACCCGAUCAGUUGGAGGAAGAGGUCAGAACACAUCGCCUGCGCCCUCCGACCCCAACGCGGAUGAUCCUAUUGAAAAUGGCAAUACCGGCUUAUCUCGUUCAAUGCACUCCGAGUCUUCUCAGUCGAAAGUGGUAGUUCCAUCGAUAUCCAUCCGAUCCGAGUUCCCCUCGAUCACCAAAGGUCAUCGAAAAGGUAAACAAGUCAUUACAGCCAUGGUCACUGUGGAAGUGCCCUCUGCAGGUGAUCGAGGUAAAUAUCCAACAAGCUCACGACCACCUGGAAUGUCAAGAUCUGUAUCAGCGGAAGAUCAAAUCUCCCCUCAACUCCCACCUUCACCUCGAUCGGCUUCUGACUCAUCCGUCGUACCUUCCACCGCUCGUAGUGGACCUGUAUCAACUCCUGAUCCUUUCGCUCACGUCGUGCACGACCUCAAACAUCGAGUUGUGGAUUACAAAACCUCGGGUCUUGAUCAACUUGGUUCCUUAAGAUUGUUCGAUCUGCUCUGCGUAAGGAAAGGUCAACUGGUCAGAGAGUUCCACGUAUACCUUUUCCAAGAAGCUUUGAUCUGUGUGUCCGAAGAGAAGAAAUCUGGUUUCAGAGGCAUCUUCUCCUCUUCAUCCUCAGUAAGAAGUGAUCAUUCUGGAGGAUCCCAUCACGGUCGAGGUGUUCUCAAGCUGAAGGGAAGAAUUUACGUUAGACAUGUGAAGAAGGUCAUAGAUACAUCCGUGCAAGGUGAAUUGAGCUUGACAAUUACGAUGGAGGAUGAAUCCCUGGAUUCUUUCAUUCUCUGCUUCAAGGAUAGGUCAAGUCAUGAGACCUGGAGAUCAACCAUCAACCGGCUUCUAGAAGAAGUCAAAGGUGGCCAAAACAAAGCUUCCAGGUCAAUGGGUCCAUCUGGUCCUCGAUCAACCAAUGCUCCUUCCUCUGCUGGUGGUUCGUCAUACGGUAUGGGAUUCGACAUGACCUCACCUUCCACAGCAGGAUAUGCAGCUACGCCAUCUACCUCAACUUUCGCUCACAACGAACCUUCGCCCGGUGAUUUGGCAUUCGAACAACCCCUUGGACCGAUCCACACACCCGUCGAUCUAGUUGUCGUUCUUUCCCUUCCAGCUCCAUCAUCAAAUAACACCCAACUACCCCUGAAAGUGAAGCUCAUGAAAUCGUCUUUGACGUUCCUCCUUGCUUUGCUCGGUCCUAAAGAUCGUAUUUCUUUGAUCACCUGCGAGAUGGGCGUGAAUGGCAUAGUCCGAAAGACACCAUUCCUCUCUCCUUGCCGAUAUGAAUCUCGAAAACGAUUAGAAGCCUUUGUGGAGACUCUAGGUAGUGGACGAGAUAGCAAAGAUGAAUUUGAAGUCCAAGUGGGCCGGGAAGAACGAUACGAUGUAGUCACUGCAGUCAAUGUGGCUCUUGAUGUGGUACUACAACGAAAAGCCAAGAACCCCAUUUCAGGUAUGAUCUUAGUCAGCGAUACUUCGGACGUUAUCAAACGAGCUCAGAUGGAUUUGGUCACUGCUCGACUCGACGCUGCGAAUGUCCCAGUUCACGCCUUGGGAUACGGUCGAUCCCAUGACCCUUCACCUCUGUGGAUGAUCUCGAAUCAUACUCACGGUACAUACACUUUCGUCAAGGAAUGGUACCAUCUUCGAGAUUCUCUGGCUGGUGUGGUCGGUGGUCUCAUGUCGAUCGCGAUGGAUAAUAUGAAAUUACAUUUAUCUUGUCAAGAGAACGAUUUCCAUGUCACCAAAGUAUCAGGUACGACCCAAGCUGUGGUAUCUAAAAAUGGUAAAGAUGUAGAUAUCGAAUUGAGAGAAUUACGAUAUGGAGAGAUUCGAGAGAUCUUAGUUGAACUGGAUCUAGAAGUUGAUUUAUCGUCCAACGAACAGAGAUAUUCAGGUGAUGGAUCGAGUGAAUCCGGAGUUAUCGAAGGAUCAAGACCUGAAGGUAGUCAGCAUGGAUCAUCGAUACGUAAAGCACCAUCCUUCAACGUUGAAAGAGGUCUAGGAUUAGACACGUUAUCAGUGGGAGAUGCCAAUGCUCUCAGAGAUGUGGUAUAUGAAGAUGCCCUGAUAGAUGAGGUACCGGUCGUAGAAGUGGACUGCUCGUUCCAUGAUCCAGGAGCUGGUCGAUCUGUAGCUCGAUUAUCCCAUCCUGUCUUAUUGACCGUUGCGAUUCUCCCUCCGAAUGCACCUCCCUCUUCAACACCUGCUGAUCCGAUGAUUGUCAGACGACGAAUGGAACUGUUAGCUAGUGAUAUGAUCACUCGUGCUCUGCUUAUUGCAUCAAGGAAGAAUUUCACCCAUGCGUCAAGGAUAUUGGAUAUUACGAGAAACCAAAAGAAUUGUAGAAACGAUAGUACAGUCCAGGAUUUAGAUAAUUUGCUGGAUGGGUUGGAAGAACACAAGGAAUUGUUCGAAAGGGAUCAUAGGAAUUAUAGUGCUCAACAGGCUGGUGUACUACGUGCUCAGAGAAGUUGGACAACAAGAACACCAACGGAACGAACGUAUUGUACGAAAGAGAUUGGGGGGAUCAUCAAUUUGAGUGGAGAGUGGCAAGGGAGAAGUUGA